Molecule: messenger RNA, 527 nt
Organism: Cucurbita moschata (crookneck pumpkin)
Lineage: Eukaryota; Viridiplantae; Streptophyta; Magnoliopsida; Cucurbitales; Cucurbitaceae
Product: GDSL esterase/lipase At5g03610-like
Exons: 2
Coding region: 30-398 (122 amino acids)
Source: RefSeq, a predicted model, not a curated record
CACCUUAUAAUUCAAUCAUUAUCAAUAUAAUGCAUUUUGUUCUCCGCCUUCUCUUCCCUCUUUUCCUUUCCAUCUCUCUCUUCUCAGGACGAGUAUCGGCUGGUGGCGUUUACAAUCACCACCUCCGCCACCGUUUCCGGCCUACAAAGCUGUUUGUUUUUGGGGAUUCCUAUACUGAUACCGGCAACAUUCUUUUUCCCAUUUCCCCCGGUCUGCAAUUUCCUUAUGGAAUUACCUUUCCAGGAAAACCCAUUGGCCGUUUCUCCGAUGGUCGUGUUCUCACCGAUUUUGCAGGUAAACAAAUCUGUGUCUCUGUUUCUGUCUCUCUGUUUCGCCGAUUUUCCGACCGUCCUGUUCUUACUAAAAACAAAUGGCUGUCAAAGGAGGCCUUAAAAUGAUCUUAAUCUCGAAAUGUAAUGGAACGUAUGGGAAUAAUUGAAUGCAGCGAGGCAUGUCGGGUUGAAAUCUCCGAUCCCAUUCAGUGUCCGAAACAGAGUCGGGUUGAGAAGAUUCAAAGAAACAGGAGU